Molecule: messenger RNA, 2242 nt
Organism: Paramacrobiotus metropolitanus
Lineage: Eukaryota; Metazoa; Tardigrada; Eutardigrada; Parachela; Macrobiotidae
Product: ovochymase-1-like
Biological process (GO): proteolysis
Molecular function (GO): serine-type endopeptidase activity
Source: RefSeq, a predicted model, not a curated record
UUAGCGCAUUAUACUUGUCAUCAUCAUCAUGUUUUCCAGUUCCAUGCGGUACAGCUGAUCCCCCUAUAAGUCACUCUCCCGAAAAACGUUUUGCCGGUGUCAUUCCGCUGCGCGUCCAGUUGGGGAGGAUGAGUUCCUCCUUAACUGUCAGCCGGCUGAUCUCAUUGUUGUCCAUAGCCGGCUCAUUGCUCAGUGUGUAUUACUGUGUGGGUCAUGUGGACGCCACCAGCUUCGACGACCAAGUACGCGUAUUUUUCUUUCAUCACAUAGCCCCCAUUGAGUCAUUAGAUAAUCAGUGCGCCGGACCGGAUACGCAGUCUGGUAUACGCGGGGUUAUGUCGGCAUCCCGCAGUCGGGGCAAGAGUAUUCGAUGCCGGUGGAAUAUUACCGUCAAACAAGGCAAUAAUAUAGAGUUCCGUUUUGAACAAAACUCAGUAUUCAGUGCGCCUGGACAGUCGCAAAUUGAUUGUACACGGGAAUGGGUGGCCUUAUAUGAUGGUACCAAGUUGGAUGGCAAAGUGGAUGCUAAAAAGUCGGCUUCAAAGGACUCUGUGGAACCUAUCGCAAAAUUUUGCCAAGGAGCAACACCGACAGUUUUUCUGUUCGAGGGCAACAAUGCCGUCAUAGAAGUAUGCUCCUUCAGGCGCAAUGCGGCGUCCAGUGGUCCGUCCACUCCGUUCGCUAGGAUAUCGUGGAUGGUCAGCGAGACGUUGUUUCUUAGUCGAACGUGUGGCCAGGAAUUCAAUUCGGCUACCUUUAAAAGGGGCUUCGUUACGUCCCCGGGAUUCGGUGAGCGCAACUAUCCGGACAAUGUGGUGGACUGUGAUUUCAACUUCAACGCACCAGCCGGUAUGGUCGUGCGCUUCAACUCGGAGAGUUUCAAUUUAGAGGCUGGUGACCGAAACGGACGAUGUGCAUUUGACUCAUUAACAUUAUUGGAGCGAGUGUCCACCGGCGACUACAAGGAAGUGGCCUGGUUUUGUGGGAAGAAUGGGCCGCAGAUGUUGACAACCACGAAAGGAACGGUACGGCUGCGCUUUAAAUCCGAUCCAACAUACAACGAAAAGGGUUUCAAUGUCACGUGGGAAUUCACCCCACCGCAGCCGAAUACGCUUAAGUGUGGCCGACCACCGAUUGCUCCGUUACUGGCGUCAUCCGGUCAACUCGGCAGCAUCGUCGGGGGAAGUGAAGCGCGUCCAUUUUCCUGGCCCUGGCAGGUUGCUAUUCUUACCCGUGGCUCGGACCGAGUAUUUUGCGGAGGAACAUUGGUGGCUCCGAACUGGGUGCUGUCGGCGGCACACUGUUACUACCCAGUUUUAGCAACUUCCGCUCACCAGUAUGAAGUAAGAAUUGGUGAGCAUGACUUAUCAGUCAAAGAAGGAACAGAGCUAAUUACCGGAAUCACGAAGAUCAUCAUCCACGAAAAAUUUAGUCCAGAUACAGUCGACAGUGAUUUAGCUUUGAUAAAAAUUGACAAGACAGUGUCCAACUUAAAUAACGACGAUACUAAACGAUUUGCCUGCCUGUCCAAAGAUACUUUCCUACCUCCCGGAACCAUGUGUUACAUCACUGGAUGGGGAGAGACAUUCCCAACUGAAGGAAGCAAAAACGGAUUUGCCGGAUUCAAGUUUUCUUUCGUGAACUUUUCGGCACCCCUCAGCAUGGGAAGUGGCAAUGGCGAUGCCAAUACCGAGGAUAAACAACAGAGAAACUUUAUCCCUGCUAAUCCCCGAGAUCGGUUGCGGCAGGCCACCGUGCCUAUUAUUGAUGAUGUUAUGUGCCGCAACUUGUUCCCGGGUGCGAUUACGGAUAACAUGUUUUGUGCCGGAUAUCGCGAAGGUGGCAUCGAUGCUUGCCAAGGAGAUUCCGGAGGUCCGUUAGUGUGUCUCAUGGUGGAUGGUUCGUUCGACUUGAUGGGAGUAACUAGUUGGGGAUUCGGAUGUGCACAACCAAAGCUACCUGGAGUAUAUGUCAGAGUGGGCAGAUACCGGAAAUGGAUCGAAGAUACUAUUGCAGCAAAUCCUUGACCCUCCAGAUAAAUAUCUGUGAUAAAAUUGUCGGGAGAGAUCUACGGACAGCUUUUAUGAAAAUAUAAUUUUGAUGCUAGAUUAUAACUGUUGGGUAAACGGAAAAACGAAAGACGGUUUUUUCCGAUAUAAAUGUAAUCUAUGUAUGUACGUAUGUUGUGUUGAUUUUUCGGUUGCUGUUUAAUGUUUCCGUUGAUCUGGGUGGAAUAAACCGA